GGUGCUUUGCAAAAGGCUAAAUUGAAACUUUCGGAAAUUGGAUUAAUUGAGGUUAACGAAGCAUUUGCCCCUCAAUAUCUUGCUGUAGAAAAGGAAUUGGGAUUGGAUCGCGCAAUUACCAACACAAAUGGCGCCAUUGCUCUUGGACAUCCCCUCGCAGCAUCUGGUUCGCGUAUUCUAGGCCAUUUGGUAUAUGAACUCCAAAGAACCAAACUACAAUACGCAAUUGGUUCCGCCUGCAUUGGUGGUGGUCAAGGUAAUCUUAAUCUUAAUCCUUUCUAUAGUGUCUUAACAAAAGUACUUAAGCUUAUUCAUUUUUAG
Acaulospora morrowiae is the source of this 321-nucleotide messenger RNA. NCBI's taxonomy places the organism in Eukaryota, Fungi, Glomeromycota, Glomeromycetes, Diversisporales, Acaulosporaceae. The record is from the annotation of a GenBank genome assembly.